AUGGCUACAACCACAAGCCAGACCUACCCGGUCUUGCCUAAAAAUCUGCUCCUCAUCUCACUGAAGAUGUACUUUGAGCCAUCGCGAACACUGGAUUACUGCCGUGCUCUGUUGGACCCCAAGAACGACAUAGUUCGGCCGGAGAAUCGGUCUAAGCUCCUCCUCGCUUUGAUCCCGGACUUUCUCACCAUUUACCCAUGCGCGGAAAUUAUCAAGGAAUACGAAUCCACACUACCCAAAGACGACUCUCCAUCACUUCCCGCCCCGUUCCUUCUAGGCGCACAAGACUGCUUUUGGGAAUCGCUCGGCCCUUACACGGGCGAAGUGUCGCCGCUUGCUCUCCGCUCAAUGGGUGUCUCCAUUGUCGAGUUGGGCCACGCAGAACGCCGCUCCAUCUUCGGUGAGACAGACGAACAGGCCGCCCGCAAGGCUGCUGCAACCUCCGCACAGGGCAUGGUGCCUCUUGUAUGCAUUGGAGAAGUUAGCGCUCCGGGCCCUGUAGUAUCCCAGGCUGUCGGUCUCGCAGUGAGCGAGUGCGAAGUACAGAUACGUGCCGUUCUGAAUGCUAUUCCUGCCGAUGCGCCUGUGAUCUUUGCGUAUGAGCCAGUCUGGGCAAUUGGACAGCCUAAGCCCGCAGGCGUGGAUCAUAUUUCAGCUGUGGUGGAUGGUCUGCGUGCCCUAAUCGGACAGCGACCUGGGGACGUCCGCAUCCUCUACGGAGGAAGCGCUGGUCCUGGCCUAUGGGGCUCUGCCGGCUUGGGGAAGGCCGUCGAUGGCAUGUUCCUCGGACGAUUUGCGCAUGAGAUUGAGGGUGUGCGCAAGGUCGUCCGCGAAGUCGAAGAAACACUCUCCUGA
Messenger RNA from Aspergillus calidoustus, 855 nucleotides. Lineage: Eukaryota; Fungi; Ascomycota; Eurotiomycetes; Eurotiales; Aspergillaceae. The record is from the annotation of a GenBank genome assembly.